This is a messenger RNA of Porites evermanni, 639 nucleotides long. The record is from the annotation of a GenBank genome assembly. NCBI's taxonomy places the organism in Eukaryota, Metazoa, Cnidaria, Anthozoa, Scleractinia, Poritidae.
AUACAGCUGGAACAGACUGCCCUCAAAGACGAAAUUGAACAUCUGGGUAAGGGAUAUCCCGAGUCCUCUCGCUGCAACGCCCAAGCAACAACGCCCGCCAUCGCACUUCCAUCAGGUAAUAACACGGGCAGCACUGGUGUGUACAUGUACGUAGAUUUAUCACUCUAUUGCCACCACCAGCCACUACUACAGGCGACGAGACUAAGAAUAAAAAGCCGGCAACCAUCGAAUCUUGUGACUAUUGGUUCGACGCUUGCUCAGUAUCGUAGCAUUAUCCAAAAGGCUAACAGGAAAUUUAGCUGGAAGGCAGUCUACGAUCUUGACGUUCAAUUUCGAAUGAGUCUGUCGGGCACAACUAAACAGCUGGACCAAAUUGAUUCCACAAUAUACACCACUAUCCUCGAUUCCUCUGCAGUUCGUGCAGAGGGCAACUCCUGCCAACGUUGUAAGUCUGACCAUCAUCUGGUACGAGAUUGUUCCUUUCGUACGAAACAAACGCUGGAGGAAAGAAAAGCGUCGUCGAAAGCGAGCACGUACGUCAGCAACGUCUCAAUGGAAAUUCGCAAACGAGCCCAUGUUUUCAAGGCUUGUCGGGGGGACCACGCAAUGGCCGAUUGCAAACUCACUUCCAGUUCUUAA